CAUCAACAGACGAGGAUGGUGUUCCGCUUUUUUUUUUUCUGUGUGUGGUAGUUGUUGUUCCAGUGUUCCAGUGCUUCUGGCGCUGAGAGAGAGUCACACACACACACAGAGCAAAGUUACUAUACCAGCCCAGCAGGUAGUAGAGGUAGUCGGUAACCAAACGUCAACCGGUUCGCACGCACGCGCAUUUUUUUUCGUGCUGUUGUCAGUGUCGUUGUGCAUAUUUUCUCUCCUCUUUAACCAAGACUUUUCGUGAAAGACAAAAUCUCUUCUCCAUUUUUUGUUGUUGUCAUUACCUUGUUUUUAAUUAGUAUCUCUGCUGCUGCUGCCCUCUGUGUCUGAAUUCGUCGUGCAUCCACCCCUUUCUUUCGUUUUUCCCCAGUCGACUACAAAAGUCAGUUCGUGGAAUUCGAUCAAUUGACGUUCGCCAAUAGUUAGUGACGAUUGGAAUUCCGAGUGCCGUUGGCGAGGGGACCGAAUUGAAUUUCAUUCCGUCAGUGUAAAAAAUUUGAAACCACACAUCAACCAAGUGUUGCAUGCGUGUGUGUGUGUGUGUCUAUGUGUUUGUGGGGUGAAAAGCAGUGCCUCGCGGGGGUGAUAAAUAACAACGGAACGCUUCCGGCCGCUGGAACAUGAUGAUGGCCUUGUUGUUAUUGUAGUGGCAUAGGGUUGGCCAAUUUUUUUUUUUUUUUUCUAUUCUGAAACAAAAAAAAAAAGAGAGAAAAAAUAUUAUUACAACAACGGAUAUACAGCACUAUAUACCGUCAUCAUCAUCAUAAUCGUAAAGAAGAAACGUCAACAAAUAAAUAACACAAGAACUGUGAACUACUCCGUUACGACGGCAGAGCCCUGAACUAAUGGAACGGUGAGCACGUAAUUCAUUAAGAAACAAAAAGAAGAGCGACCAAGAAGAAGACGACAAUUUGUUACAAAAAUUAAGGGGCCUAAAAUCGAACGUUUACAAUGGGAAGGACCUCAUCACCCAGCCAUCAGCAGUUCCUCUUCGGUUUGUUGGCGCUGGGCGUGUUGAGCUGGAGCGUAAAUCCGGUGUCGGGCGAGGUAAGGCGUCCGCCUAAUUACCAUCACGAUCACAUGCCCGAGACGUCGUUCACUUGCGCCGGUAAAGUCGUCGGCGGAUACUACGCCGAUCCCGACGCCGAUUGUCAAAUGUUCCACGUCUGCGUCCAAGUCGACGAAAAUGACGUGAGAGAUUUCAAAUUCAUGUGCCCGAACGACACAGUGUUUGACCAGGAGAAUUUCAUUUGUGCCAACUGGUUCGAGAUUGACUGCCGUUCGUCCACCUUUUUCUACGACAAGAAUUUGCAACUGUUUCAACCGAAUAUUGACCAAGAUAAAAACAAAACCACCGGCACCGGUAGCUCAUCGUCGACCGGUUCGGCAACCGAGGAGCCGUCCGAGCAGCAAAAGAGACAACAAGAGCAACAGCUCAAACAGCUCAUGGUAUUGGAAGAGCAGCAGGCCGCCCAAGUGCUCAAACAACAACAGGUGAUUGACCAGCACGAACGACGUCAACAAGAACACCAGAGAAAUCAAUUGCGAAUUAUCCAAGACCAGCAAAAACAACAAGAGAAACAACAAGGACGCAAGACGGCGGCCACUUCAACUCCCGCGCCCGCAGUUGCCCCACGUUCCAUCAGCGCUGACAAGGUGACGACAACGCCCAGCAGCGCUCGUUACGUCGAAGAAAAGGGCGAGGAAUCGAUUAUUGAAUAUGAUUAUUACUACUACGACUACGACGAUAGUUCAGAGCACGGAAAUUUCUACGCCAACGAUGAUUACGAUCCUAAAGCGCCUGGAAGAAUCAUCGAUCCUACCAACGCUCGCCCUCCUCUCCUCCCUAUUAUUCCUCCAUCCACUUCGUCCUCUGUCGUCAAACCCUCGACCCAAGUCGACGAUAAAACCAAACAUAAAUUAUAAACUGCUGAAUAAAUAAUAAUUAAAUCAUUUUUUUUUUUAACAAAACAAUGACGCCUUGUGUUGUAAGAAAUUGCGUGUUUUUUCACUCCUCCCUUUUUUUUUUCUAAAUAUUACUACUACAUCCCCCCCCCCAGUGAAUGGAUUUUAAUAAUACCGUUACGCGCGAAAAAGCCUUCCCAAAUAAAAUUCUAAAAAUAAUAAUAAUAAAAAAAAAGCUUUGUCUAUGUCGGCAAUUUGUACAGGUAUGAAAAAAAAAAUAUAUAUCUAAUAACAUAAUGCUGAUCCUCCCCUUUUAAAGACUUUUUUUCCCCCUUCCCUUGUGUGUGUAUGUUGUGUCUGUCCGUAUGUGAAAAAAGCAAAAUGAUAAAAAUUAUAUUUUUGUUAAAAGUCCCACAAGAGGAGAGAAAAUUUGCGUAACGGAAAUUGGUUGUCUUCACGACGGCAAGGAAAUAAAAUUCAAAAAACGA
This is a messenger RNA of Daphnia carinata, 2405 nucleotides long. Its product is annotated as polyhomeotic-like protein 1. The record is from RefSeq and is a predicted model, not a curated record. NCBI's taxonomy places the organism in Eukaryota, Metazoa, Arthropoda, Branchiopoda, Diplostraca, Daphniidae. Gene Ontology annotation, cellular component: extracellular region. Gene Ontology annotation, molecular function: chitin binding. The transcript is spliced from 5 exons. The coding region runs from base 964 to 1938 and encodes 324 amino acids.